AACGCGGAUUCCACCGAGCGCCUCCUGGCGGAACAGCCGCGUGCGUUUCAUGGGAAGUGAAUAUUAACUGGAAACAUUUGUCGAGUUCACGCGUUGACACAUUCAUUUGGAAAAAUGUCUUGAGAUUAUCAACUAAUAAUCUGUCAGUCAUUCCUCUAAUGUUUUAGACACGAACCGCCAUCUAAACACACGGGAAGCUCAGAAGAAAGCGCGUUUGGUCGUGAUUUUCUCCAGACACACAGGCUUGUGAUGGUCAAACAUGAGCGCUGAGCGUCAGAAGCGUCGAGAGGAGAUUCAGAGAGCGCUGAGCUUCAUCAAAAGUUCUCUGCCUUAUCCGGACCCUGAAGGCUAUGAGGGGUUUGUGGUACAGCUGGUGUGUGAUCUCUUAGAUGAGGGCAACGCUGCCUUUCGAGAGGGCGAGUGGACGCAGGCAUGGGGUCAUUUCAGCGAGGGCGUCAAUGUGGCACUUUACGCUCAGGCCGAGGGGCUUCAUGUUCCCGCUGCCCUGCUGGAGAGUCUGUACAUCAACCGCGCGGCCGCCCAUCAGAACAUGGGUGAGUUUGACAGCGGGGUGAAGGAUUGCGACCGCGCUCUGGAGGUGUGUAAAGACAGUGCUAAAGCGUUAUAUCGUAAAGCCAUGUGUCUGAGGGAGUCUGGGAAACUGAGAGAGGCGUAUGAGUGCAGCACUGCAUGUCUGUUGGCCUCACCGGAGGAUCAGACGGUCAGUAAUUUGUCCCAGGAAAUUGCAGCCAGUCUGGGCCUGAAGAACAGAAAAGCGUACAUCAGUUCUCACAGGGGGAAAGCGGCAGGAUCUGAGGACGACAGGCUCAUAUCGUCACCUUUAGAUGAGAUAUCGUCUGUUGAGGUGGAGAAAGAGACUGACUCUGGAGCUGGUCCGUCUCCUGUCUUACCGGCCCCAGUCCCCGUGAGCGACUCCCAUGAGGCUUCGGGUCUGUCUGGAGCCGUGCCGCUGUCGGUGCCCGUGUCUCAGCCGCUGGAGGACAAUGACCUGAUGGGAGACGAGCUGGACAGUCUCCUGGACUGCAUGUCUAAAGAGGAAGACACACCGCAGAGUGGAGUCGUUCCUACCGGUCUGGUGUGUUUCUCGUCUUCGACUCCUCGUCUUCCACCCGCGUUCUUCUCCUCCGUUGGGAGUCAUUUGAACUCUCUGGACACCUUCACUAAAACUGAGAUGAACUCGGACUCUUCCAGCUCCACCCUGGACGCGUUAGACUCCAUCUGUCCGUCCGCCGACACCGUUUCCCUGCAGCGCCCUCUAGUGGUGGGAGGAGACGCGCUCGAUUCGCUGUCUGAAUUUAGUCUGCCAGGUGGGAAAGUCUGUCAUAGUUUUCUGCCGUCUGUCAAACUGACAAACUCUUCUCAUACGAGGAACGGUCACAUGACCUCCAAACUUUCCUCUCUGUCCAAGAACCCACUGGAACAAACACAUGAAUUUACUCAAGCCUGCAGCACCUGCUUCACUUCUACAGGUCCAGGUGUGCUGGAUUUUGAGCUCAGGUCUGAUGUGAAUCACAGCUGUAAGAAGGAUCUUCUGUUGUGCAGACGGAAGGGCGGGGCCAACUCACCCUGGAGGCGGAUCCGGCCCCGCCCAACUCGCAACAACUUCCAGGCCGCCUUUGUGCUCUGCAGAGAGGUGUUGGAGAAUCAGGUGUGUAAGUACGGUGAGGGCUGCACGUUUGCGUAUUGUCAAGAAGAGAUUGACGUCUGGACGCAGGAGAGGCGGGGCUUACUCGUCAGAGAGCUGCUCUUCAAUCCGCUGGCGACCAAUGAGAGACAAACACUCAGUGUCAUUAAACUCCUGAACAUACACACGGGCAUGUUUAUGUUCCUCUGUGAGGCCUGUUUUGACCGUAAACCCAGAAUGAUCAGCAAACGCUGGAAGGAGAAUCCCGCUCUGUGUGCCAACAUACAAACACAACAUCAGUUUGACAAAAAGAAGUGUCUGGUUCACGUGGUGAAGAACAGCGCUGUGAGUUACAGUAAGAUCCGAGCGUUGAGUUCUCACUGUCAGUUUGACAUGUGUCGUCAUGAGCUCAGUUUGGGCUGUAAGAGGGAGGACGGCUGCUGCUUCGCUCACUCGCUCAUCGAACUGCAGAUCUGGAUCCUGCAGAGAGACUCUGGAAUCAGCCAUGAAGAGAUUGUGCAGGAGUCCAAAAAACACUGGAACAAGCAGCGUCCUGUGAUUGCGGCUUCACGAUCACCAAAUAAAAACACUGCAGCAAAACCAAAGAGUCCAAUCAGAGCAGAGCAAACGAAUGGGAAGGCGGGUCCUGUGCAGGGAACAGGAAGUGCUGAUUCAGCUGAGGUCAAAGGUCACAGGCUGGAGCUGAUGAUGAAGUUUGUGUGCGGUCAGUGCUGGAAAGAUGGGCUGCUCAGUGAACCGGACCGAGCGCUGAAAUACUGCACCGCUAAAGCCCGACACAGCUGGACCAAAGACAGAAGGGUUUUACUGGUCAGGUCUCACGAGAGGAAGAAGUGGGUCACAGUGCGACCUGUGCCUUUUGCCAAGACCUUUCCUCAACAAUACGACAUCUGCAUCCAUGUGCUGAAGCAGCGUAAAUGUCAUUACAUCGGGAACUGUACUUUCGCUCACAGUCAGGAGGAGAAGGAGCUGUGGAUGUACAUGAAGAACAAUGGCUUCACGGACAUCCAGCAGGUGUUUGACGUCUGGCUCUCCAAUCAGAACAGAGCAUCUGACGGCACGUCACCGCCUCAGCCAAUAGAGGAGAAGCAGAUCACCAUGCCAACGGACUUUGCUGAACCAAUGCUGGACAGUUUCUACUGCCCUCUGUGUGGUAAACACAGUAACAGUCAUCGGCAGUGGCAGCAGCACAUCACCUCAGAGAAACACAAGCACAGAGUGUUGAGCGGAGAGGGAGAAGAUGAGAGUCUGUCCUGGUCCUAUCGCUUCCCUGGACCCUGUUUCUCCAUCUGUCCCAGGUUGGCUGAUGGUUGUACUGAAGGCUUGAGUUGUGACUUCGCUCACAGUGAGGAGGAGCUUCAGGAGUGGCACAGACGAAGGGAUUUUCUGCGCAGGAGGUUGGACAAAGCCAGAGCUGACAUGCUGAUCUCUCCAACUGACAAUGACUUUGGGAUCUACAACUUCCUGCUUCAGAACUAAACAAACAAGUACACAUUUGUACUGAGUCUGUGAGAGUUACUGUGAGAUGAGUGUUUGCAUGUUUUAAUGAAGCUGAAAUAUGUUAACCUCCAGACUGAACUUGUGUAUAUCAUCCAGACGUGACCCAGAACACGUUUCUUAUGUCUGUGAAUGGAACAAUUUUGAGAAACAAAAUGGUGGAUGCAGUUCAAUACAUUAAUUUGACUCUGUCUGAAGUGAUUCUGGAUCUUCUGAACUGUUGAUCGUUAGUGUUCAUUUUGUUCAUACACUGAAUAAACGUUUCAUCUGUUAGACAGCGAUCAGGACAUUUUGUCUUUCAGUUGUUGAUUUGUCCAGGACUUCAAUAAGAUGAGCACAGAAGUGUUAUUUUUAUAAGUUUGUUUCAUUCUUACUGUAAUUCACUGUUUGUACAAGAAAAUGAAACGUUAAUAUUGAUCAUAGUAUUAUGUAAUAAACAUUAUUUUAUGAAAUAUGUUUAAUUGUUUUUAGUAUCGUAUAUAUAAUAUAUAUAUAUAUUUUUUUUUUAAUAACUAUGUAUUUCUUCUCUAGUUCUCUGUUCUGAACCCAAUAUUUCACGUUUGUAAAUCAUGUGAAUCAGCGGAAAUAGGUCAGAAAUCCUGUCGUGUGUUGCAUAGUUUCAAAUACAUUUUUCAUGUGCACAAGUGUGAGUGUUACUACAGUCACUUAUAUGAAUAAUAUUAUGUUAUUUUAACACAAGAUUAUUAAAAAUUAGUGUUUGUGAGGUAAAAUUGUAUUUACAUUUUAAAAAUGUAAAAUGCACGCAGGCCUGAGGUGUUUGAUUUUACAAUGUGAAGCAAACUGGUGUUUUCAGCUGAGCUUUCUUACAUCUACCAUCUACAUCUACUUACAUCUUUUAUUUAGUAAAUGGUGGUGAUUAUUCAUAAUAUUUAUUCUUUGUGAAUAAAAGAGAUGCUUUGAAUGGGGCACGAAGUUUGAAUUUAAAAUUUUUUAACACGCGCCUGAUUAACGGUCACUUUCCUCCAGAGACAAGCGCUUCCUGACAGUUUGUUAAUCGAUUUUGCUUAUAUGUUCAAUGUUUUUUUGAUAUGAGAGUUUUUUUUAACUUAAUUACGUAAUUAAAUAUCCUGCUGUUUGGUUGAUUUGCGCACGAACAAUCUGAGGUGUGCUGAGGUAAAAUCUGAGAUAAAAUGUAUUUAAGUUGGCCACUGACCACGACAAAGUACACAAUCACUUUAAUAAUUUCUAAAUUUAAAUUCUAGUUAAGAAAGUUUUUUUUUUUUUUUUAAUAUACAUUUUUAGACUGCCGUUUGCACUUGCAUCAUGCUAGCAUUCCCUCUGGUAAUAAUAAUAGUAGGCCUAGCCUACUUAAUUUUGUAGUGUGUUUAUACCUUUAAACACCAAAAUUAUCCGUUAAUAUUCGUAUUUCAGCCUCACUGAUCCAAUUAAUUGUAGUAGUUUUGUGACAUUCAAAUUUUUGAAACUCAAAAUGUAUUUUUUAUUUAUUUUAUUUAUGCUCGUUGAAAACCUAAAUUGUAUUGUUCUUGUGUACUGAUGAAUCACUUUGUUGUAUUCCUCUCUUUGGAAAAAAGUGUUUGCUAAAUGAACAAAUGUGUAGAAUGUAAAUUGAUUUUCUGGUCAUUACUUUGUAAUGUCUGUAAGUGCUGCUCGCAUCUCCAAACACUGAUAAGCAGACGCGUGUUUAUCACUGGAACUUGAGCAUGUGAAGGAAUCAUUUUGGUAAAGAUUUGUUCAUGACAAUAACUCUGUGAGCUUACUGACCAACAAAUAAAGAGCAAUAAAUAAAACACACUUGCAAAAAAAGUA
Molecule: messenger RNA, 4948 nt
Organism: Ctenopharyngodon idella (grass carp)
Lineage: Eukaryota; Metazoa; Chordata; Actinopteri; Cypriniformes; Xenocyprididae
Product: zinc finger CCCH domain-containing protein 7B-like
Exons: 23
Coding region: 260-3142 (960 amino acids)
Biological process (GO): miRNA processing
Molecular function (GO): protein binding; miRNA binding; metal ion binding
Source: RefSeq, a predicted model, not a curated record